Brachypodium distachyon (stiff brome) is the source of this 1683-nucleotide messenger RNA. RefSeq lists its product as uncharacterized. NCBI's taxonomy places the organism in Eukaryota, Viridiplantae, Streptophyta, Magnoliopsida, Poales, Poaceae. The record is from RefSeq and is a predicted model, not a curated record. The coding region runs from base 1 to 1683 and encodes 560 amino acids. The transcript has a single exon.
AUGGCAGAGAUCGUCGCGGCGGUCGUCGGGGAGGCCGUGAACAGAGCCGCCUCGUUCCUGCUGGACAAGAAGGAGGAGGAGAAGAUUGACACGAGAGAGUCCAUUAGCCAAGAAGACAUCGAGCGGCUGGAGCUGGCGCAGAUCAGAAUGGAGGCUGCACUAGAGGCAUCUCGCCGGGGGAACAUCGCGGACGCCUCGCUGCUCCGCUGGCGCCGGAAGCUGAAGCACGCCGCUGCCGAGUGCGGCAGGUCUCGCAACGACGCCAUUGAUCAUCACGCCAAGGAGAUGGAGCAGCAGCAGAGCCAGGAGGCAGUCAUGAGAAACCCGCUGCCAUCCUUCUUCCCUAGGCGGAUCGCUCUUGUUGCCAGAUCAUGCAUAUCCUCUCUUGGCAACUACUACUGCACGAUCAGAAACGGCGGCAGUGAGGCGUCCGCCGGUAGCACCGCCGCCGUCAGGAGGUUUGAGAGGCUCGCGGACAGCGCCGUUGAGUUCAUCCGAUUCGUGGAACUAGCCGGCGGCAGCAGACCUCGGCAGCGCAUGUUCAUGGACCCUCUCAUCAGGCAUCUUCUGGCAGGCAGAGAGAUCAACUACGAGCUGGGGUCCCCGCGAGGAUCGUCUCACCGCCAGUUCUUCGGGAUCCGGCCCAUAAGUUUCGAGGAGCGCGGGGUGGAAGCCAAGCUAUGCUACGAUUACCAAGACCACAAGGCUAGGGAGAAGAGCUUCCGCCUCGGCACAAUGCUGCGGCUCUCUGAGAGCACAGACAUAAUCGGGACCAUAAUCAACUGCUUGCAGCUGGUUACAGCUAAAGUGCCCCACUUUAAGCCGUCCGCCGAAGCCGCCAUCAGAGAGAUCACGCAGCUGCCCACACAGGACUUCUCGUGCAACAAGCCUUACGUCGUCUCGGACGACACCGAGCACUGGAACUACCACAACAUCUUGACCGAGUGGUUCCGCCCGGACCCGCUGUGCUGCAAAGAUCGAUGCGGGCAUACAUGGGUGCCGUCAUCAGAAGGGUCGGCAGAAUUGUUCCCAGAACCGGUUAUAGAAUUGUUUCUGCAAGGGAACAUGUGGGUAUGUGCCGGCCAGCAAGGGGAAACUAGAACUACUGAGAAUGGAUCAGGAGCUGGUAUUGUUGUUCCGGAGAAGAGGCAGCUUCUGAAGCUGGGGGCUCUCUUCACGCCCCAUGCCUCUCCAAAGAAUUCAGGACAAGGAAGGUGUAGCACUGCAGUGGAGGAGGUGGUCAAUGGCGGGCAGGGCAGACACACUGGCAAGCAUAGAGGCGUCAGUUGGGAGGAGAUGGACAGGUUUCUGCUGCCAAAGGCAAUGGAGUAUCUGCGUGGCGACGUCGAAGCGACGACCUACCAGCUGUUCUGGGAGUCUGGGCAUGGCACGCUGCAGCUCUCGGUGGAGAAGGUCGGCACAAGGGUGCCAAGCAGAAGCAGGGCUCGCGGCAGCAGAAGUAUGAGCCGCACAGGUGGUAUGAGAAACACAAUGGUGGGGAUUCAGCGUCAGGUAGAAGCUCCGAAGCUAGGGCGAUGGAAGGAGAGGAAACAGAUCGCCGUUGACCUCCUCAAGUCAUGGGCUGCUUUUGCACCGGAUCAGCUGCAGGGACCAAUCACGACAUGGAUCCAGAGAAUGGACAUCACACAGUCCAAGGGUGAUGUUAGGUCUGGCUCUACAUGA